GAGCACAUAUUAUUAGAGAACAAAAGCACAAUUCGCUUUGGAUGACAAUGUUUUCAUGCUGCAUCUCAAAGCACAAUCCACACGAAACAGUACGGACAUUUACGGUCAACUACAAUAAAUUGCUACUGAAAUACAUCAUUGAAAUUAAAGCAACCGUACUUGAAUUUGUUGAGCUCACAAUCAUGAACCGCCAGCAAGUUCCGUUUGCGAUAAAUUUGUUACACUUGGAUAUUGAUAUGGCACAAAAUGCAGAGGCCGUAGUCGAGCUGCUUGACGAUAUGCACAGAGGUGAGAGAAGAAAACGGAGGCGGUGGAUAAGAGACUGGCUUUUAAGACGACCCGCUCUCGGCCAAUACGAGACUUUGAUGGCCGAACUGAUGGCUGAAGAUCCGGCGGCAUUCAGAAACUUCCCCAGAAUCGGGCCUGAUAUGUUCCAUGAGCUAUUACAGGUCUUUGGUCCCAAGAUCACGAAGAACCACACCUGGUUCAGACAGUCCAUCAAUCCAGACUUGAAGUUGGCAAUUACCUUAAUGUUCUUGGCCACAGGGGACAGUUACCGUACAUUGAUGUAUGGGUUUCGUGUUGCACACAAUACGAUAUGUAGUAUUGUACGGGACGUUUGUGAGGCCAUAGUUUCAGCAUAUGCUGGGGAUGUUAUCCAGACUGCUACUGAGCCUGAGGAGUGGAAGGCCAUAGCCGAUCAGUUCGCGGCUAAAUGGCAAUUUCCACACGCCUUUGUAGCUCUAGAUGGAAAGCAUGUAGCCAUACGAUGUCCCAAGAGAAGUUGCUCAUUAUACUAUAACUAUAAAGGUUACCAGUCUGUUGUGCUGAUGUCCCUGGUGGACGUCGAUUACCAAUUCAUAUGGGUAAAUAUUGGAUCGCAAGGAGGACGUUCCGACGCAGAAAUCUGGAAUCAAAGCGACCUCAAGUUGGCAAUCGAAAGGGGGUUGAUUGGUAUUCCAGAAGCAACACUUCUUCCAGGUGACGACAGACUAAUAGGAUACUAUAUCAUCGCAGAUGAUGCAUUUGCCAUGAGGACAUGGCUUAUGAAGCCAUUCUCACGACGAGGCCUUCAGAAGGACGAGCGUAUUUUUAACUCUGUCUAGAGCCUGGAGAGUUGUGGUGAAUGCUUUUGGCAUUCUCGCUCAACGAUUCCGAUGCUUAAUGUCUAUUCAGCCACAAAGACCAAAUACGGUUGAAUCGAUAGUUCUCGCAUGCGUUUUCCUUCACAAUAUAAUGCUGGUAAGAUAUCCUGGUGAUCAGAACAUGCAAUUGGACCAAGAAGACGAUGCCCACGAAGUCAUUACAGGGGAAUGGAGUGAAGGGUUUCACAUGGAUAAUUUGCAGGUUCCAAGAGGUAUAUAUCUUGCCACUAUCCGUGCAAAAAAAAGAGAGACUCUACUUGAAGCACAACUUCAACACUAUUGGAUCUGUUGAGUGUCAGGAUAGAAU
This is a messenger RNA of Dreissena polymorpha, 1452 nucleotides long. RefSeq names its product putative nuclease HARBI1. Lineage: Eukaryota; Metazoa; Mollusca; Bivalvia; Myida; Dreissenidae. The record is from RefSeq and is a predicted model, not a curated record. Bases 42 to 1106 code for a protein of 354 amino acids. The transcript is spliced from 3 exons.